AUGUCGGAGCUGCACAGGCUCCCGGAGGUGUCCCAGUCCCUCAGCCUGCUUCCUUGCCAGGGGCAGGAGUUCACCGCAGUGCUUCCGCCCGAGUGGAAGCACCCGACGUCCUUUCUCUGCCCGAUAUCGCAUCAGUGUAUGCACGACCCCGUGAUGCUUGCGGACGGGCACACGUAUGAGAGGCAGCACAUCGAGCGUUGGCUUUCCAACGCUGCCACUUCGCCCGUCACUGGGCUGGAGCUCGCCAACAUCGACAUGCACCCCAACCACACGCUGCACAGCGCCAUCGACGAAUAUUUCAACGAGGUCUUCUGGGUGCACCGGCAUGCCAUCCGAAAGACGAUCCACAGCCGCCGUGGCAGCAGGGACUUUUCUGCAGACGGUGUGCUCAAGCGCACGCUUGAGGCACUAAUACAGAGCUCACUGCUGGUGAACUCCGACCAUGGCGUGGAGUACAUCCUGCGUCAGAUUAUGGACGAGGCCAGGAAGCUUGUCGGCGCGGAAGUCGCGUCUGUCUUCCUGAUGGACACCGUCCGGCAAGAGCUCUCUUCCACUGUGAACUCGACAGAUGGAGAGUUGCGGAUUCCCAUGGGCGUUGGCAUCGCCGGUCACGUUGCCACGACUGGGAAGACGAUCAUCAUCAACGACGCGUACGCAGAUGACCGCUUCAACAUAGCCGUCGACAAGAAGACGGGCUUCAAGACGCAGAACGUGUUGUGCGCUCCACUGAGGGUAAGAAAUGGUGACGUCGUCGGCGUGGUGCAACUCAUCAACAAGACAGGGGGCGGAAUGAUGGACACCGACGGCCCCCCUGGCGCGCUGCUGGGCGCGGCUGCUGACGGCCGCGCCGGCGGGGUCCACCCGUUCACGGCGGAGGACGCGCAGUUCCUGCACGCGUUCGCCUCGCAGGCGGCCGCGGCGGUGGCCCACGACGCCGCGCACGGGCUGGGCGGGCCGCGGCAGCCCGCGAAGCGGCCCGAGGAGCCGCCGGCGGUGCCGGCGAAGACGCUGGAGCUCAGAGGCGCGGGGCGCGACCCCCUGGGCCUUGCUGCGCAGGGCUGCCGCGUGGGCCCCGAGGGCACCCAGGGGAAGCUGUGCGCGCGGGCUCCGCUGCCGUACAAGCAGCCCAGCGAGGCCUGGGCCAUGCCGCAGGAGGCCGCGGCGCUGCUCGAGGAGUCGCUGGACGGCUGGGACCUGGACGUGGUCAGGCUGGCGGCGCUGACCGACGGCCGACCGCUGAGCUCGCUGGGCUGCUUCUUAUUCGAGCGGCUCGGGCUGGUGGCGCACUUCGGCCUGGACCGCGAGAAGCUCAGGGGGUUCUUCCUGGAGCUCGAGCGAGGCUACGACGACGCCGUGCAGUACCACAACCGCCGCCACGCGGCUUCCGUGCUGCACCUGACCCACGCGGUCCUGCGCAGGGGGGGCCUCGCGCAGAAGGCAGCGGCCCAGCUUCACGAUGCCGACGGGGCGCUGGUGACGAUGGCCUGCCUGCUCGCGGCCGCCGCCCACGACUUCGAGCAUGUUGGGCGCACGAACGACUUCCUGGUCAAGACUGGCCACGACCGGGCGCUGCGCCACAACGACAGGCACGUGAACGAGAACCACCACGCCGCCGCCUCGUUCGCGCUGUUGCAGCGCCCUGGGCUGGACUUCCUGGAGGGGCUGUCGCGGGAGGAGUUCCGCCGACUCCGGGGCCUCUUCGUGGAGCUGAUCCUCGCCACCGACAUGGCAUCCAACAAGAGCAUCCUGGACUCGUUCACCGCCGCGCUGGACAGGCCCGCCGGGGCCUCCGGAGCCCCGUGUCCCGGGCGUGGGCCGCGCACGGCCGCGGAGGCGGUCUCGCUGCCUGCCGGGGAGGGUCCGUGCGCGGUCCCCGAGGAGGGCGGGUUCGCGCCCCGCUCGGCCGCGGAGGCGGUGCUGCUGCUGCAGAUGGCGCUCAAGGGCGCGGACCUCGGCCACCUCACCCUGAGCCGCGCCCUGCACCUGCGCUUCGUGCGCGACCUCGAGGCGGAGCUGUUCGCGCAGGGCGACCAGGAGAGCGCUCUGGGCCUGGAGGUGUCCUGCCUGAUGGACCGGGAGAGGCCGGGCGUCGCCUCGUCCCAGGUCGGCUUCUUCGAGGCCGUGGCCCUGCCCGUCUUCCGGAGCCUCGCGAGGGCCUGCCGGGCGCUCCAGCCGCUGCUCCGGGGCGCCGAGGACAACCACCGCUACUGGCAGGGCCUGCCGGGGCCCGCCGGGGCGGGGCCCUCGGCCGCGCCGAGCGGCGAGGGCCUCGGCGGCGGCGCGCCGUGCGCGGCCGUCCUCGGCUGA
This is a messenger RNA of Prorocentrum cordatum, 2307 nucleotides long. NCBI's taxonomy places the organism in Eukaryota, Dinophyceae, Prorocentrales, Prorocentraceae. The record is from the annotation of a GenBank genome assembly.